AUGAACGCUUUGUUUACCAUUGCGUUGCUUUUGCUCUCCAAUGUGGCCACUGCUUUUGUUCCACAAUCGGCCACUUUUGGCGUAAAUGCCCGCCCUUUUUCUAUGGCGACUGUUGAAGAAGCACCAACAGCUGUUGGAGAUGGAAUCAAAGUUGAGAAUCUCCGUAACAUUGCGGUGAUUGCUCACGUCGACCACGGAAAGACAACUUUGGUCGAUGCCUUGAUCCGCCAAUCCGGAGUCUUCCGUGAUGCCGCGCAAGCUAACGAGGCUGGAGAACGUGUCAUGGACAGUGAAGAUCAAGAAAGAGAACGUGGUAUCACUAUUCUUUCCAAGAAUCUUGCUGUGCAACGUGGCGACGUCAAGAUUAACAUCAUGGACACCCCAGGUCACGCUGACUUUGGCGGAGAAGUCGAACGUGUAUUGAACAUGUGUGAUGGUGUCUUGUUGCUUGUUGAUAGUGUGGAGGGACCCAAGCCACAAACUAGAUUCGUGUUGGACAAGGCCCUACGAAAAGGAAUGAAGGCCUUGGUCGUCGUCAACAAGGUUGACCGACCUGCCGCCCGUGUCGAAUACGUCGUCGAUACCGUCUUUGAUCUUUUUGUUGAUCUUGGAGCUACCGAUGAACAAACCGACUUCCGUGUCGUAUAUGCUUCUGGCCUCCUUGGAAAGGCUGGAUUUGAAGCUGAUGAACUUGCUGACGAUAUGGGACCUUUGUUCGAUGCUAUCAUUGAAAGCAUUGACCCCCCAACCGUCCAAAAUACUGAAGAUAGUAGCCUUCAGUGCUUGAUCAGUAACAUUGACUACGACAACUUCAAGGGAAAGAUGGGUAUCGCUCGUAUCAGCAACGGAAAAAUUAAGGCCGGCCAACCUGUCGCUCUUGCCCACCCCGACAAGGAAAAGAAGACUGGACGCAUCGGCGACCUUUACGUUUUCGACAACCUUGGUAAGAGACAAGUCACUGAAGCUUCUGCUGGAGAGAUUAUCAUGUUUUCCGGAUUGGAUGGAGUUGAAAUUGGUGAUACUUUGGUGACCAACGAGGCCGGUGGUGCCAACGCUGCCGAACCUAUGGAACCCAUUGCCGUCGAACAGCCUACUGUCCGUAUGACUCUAGGUGUCAACAAGUCCCCUCUUGCUGGACGCGAAGGAAAGUUCUUGACGAGUCGUAUGAUCCGUGACCGCCUUUUCAAGGAGUUGGACCGCAACGUCGCUCUUCGCGUCGAGGAGACCGAAUCUGCUGACAGAUAUGAAGUUUCUGGACGUGGUCAAUUGCACUUGACUGUCCUCAUUGAGACCAUGAGACGUGAAGGAUUCGAACUUGAGGUUGGUCCUCCUACCGUUAUUUUCAUGGAAAAUGAAGAAACCGGAAAGAUGGAAGAACCUUGGGAAUCUGUCGAGGUUCGUGUCCCAGAGGAGUACAUGGGGUCUGUUAUUGACCUUUUGAACGGACGUAAGGGUGAACUCCAAGACAUGGGAUUGGAAGAAGGUGAAGGUCUUUCAGUUGUCAAGUACCUUGUGCCCACCCGUGGUAUGCUUGGUAUUCGAUCCUCCUUGCUUUCCUCUACCCGUGGUACUGCCUUGAUUGACAGUGUCUUCGAUUCAUAUCGCCCAAAGAUUCAAGGUGAAAUUCAAGGGCGUGAUAAGGGAUCUCUUCUUGCAUUUGCUGACGGUACUGCCACCACUUUCGGUAUUGAAGGUGCCCAAAAUCGUGGAAGUAUGUUUGUCAAAGUUAGUGACGACGUCUACAAGGGAAUGAUUGUCGGAAUCCACCAACGUCCUGGAGACUUGGAGGUCAAUAUCUGCAAGACCAAGGCGUUGAAUAACAUGCGAGCUGCAACCAAGGAAAUGAAGACUGGUGUCAUUGCCCCUAUCGACAUGAGUCUUGAUUCUUGUGUCGAGUACAUUGCUGCCGACGAAAUUUUGGAAGUUACCCCCAGUUUGUUCCGCAUGGCCAAGAACCCUGAUAUGCAGAAGAAGGGAGGAAACAAGAAGAAAUAA
Messenger RNA from Cylindrotheca closterium, 1995 nucleotides. The record is from the annotation of a GenBank genome assembly. Lineage: Eukaryota; Bacillariophyta; Bacillariophyceae; Bacillariales; Bacillariaceae.